This is a messenger RNA of Alosa sapidissima (American shad), 578 nucleotides long. RefSeq names its product meiosis/spermiogenesis associated 1 (gene meig1). Bases 106 to 387 code for a protein of 93 amino acids. Gene Ontology annotation, cellular component: nucleus. The transcript has 3 exons. The record is from RefSeq and is a predicted model, not a curated record. NCBI's taxonomy places the organism in Eukaryota, Metazoa, Chordata, Actinopteri, Clupeiformes, Clupeidae.
GGGUAAGGAAAAAAACACGUCAAGGCGUUAGCUGUUGCUAGGAUACCGCAGCAAGUCCCCACUUAGUGGAAGUGGUCGUGACAACUGAGUGCAUCCCUCUCAAAAAUGUCCUGUGCAGCGCUGCUUGAUGGCAACUGCCAGCCCAAGUCCAUGAGCCGGGCGAGACAGUGGACCGACGAGAUCGAGAACCUGUACAGAUUCCAGCAGGCAGGCUAUCGAGAUGAGAGGGAAUACCGUCAAGUCAAGCAGGUGGAGCUGGUGGACCGAUGGCCAGAGACUGGCUUUGUGAAAAAGCUCCAGAGGAGGGAUAACACCUUCUACUAUUACAACAGGAAACGCGAGUGCGAAGACAAAGAAGUGCGCAAAGUGAAGGUUUACGCAUACUGAGCAGCACGUGGCCCCUAGCAGCACUUCUCUUCUCUUUUCUACAAUGUUCUAUCUUUUGUCUUUUUUAUUUGUUUCCCUUCUUUUUGUGUUCUUCGCAAUUCCAGCAGAGAUGUAACAGCAGUAGCACGAACAGCGUUUCAACUCUGGACAUUUUUCUGUCUCUGAAUAAAUUUGCAUUUCCUUUAACUUCA